AUGGCCAGCGGAAAUGGGAAAAGUCGUUGUUUUACAUGCGGUAAAGAGAAGCGAGCCGUGCGAUGUGAAGGUUGUUUACAAGUAUUCUGCUAUGAUCAUUUGACGGAUCAUCGGCAAGAAUUGAAUAAACAAUUGGAUCAUAUUGAACAUACCCGCGAUCUGUUUCGACAAACACUCAAUGAACAAAUGAAUCAUCCGCAAAUACAUUUGCUAGUGAAACAAAUCGAUCAAUGGGAAGAAGAUUCGAUUAAAACUGUACAACAAACCGCGUCGGAAUGUCGACAACUGCUAGUACAACAUACGACGAAAAAUGUUCAUAAUAUCGAAGUCAAUUUAGCUAAGUUAUCCGAUCAUUUGAAAAGAAUUCGUUCAGAAAAUGAUUUUAACGAAGUCGAUUUGAGUCAAUUCAAUCAAAAAUUAAAACAAUUAGCAGAGAAAUUAGAUAAACUUUGUAAUGUUUCCAUACAACAAGAUCCAACACCUUUGAUUCACAGAAUAUCGGUCGUGGUUUCGUCGUCUAUGUCAAACAGUUUUGCAAAAAUCGAAGAAAGCAAAGGAAAAAUUGUUUCUCUCAAGAGUCCUCCGAGUUCUAUGAAAUGGGAUCAAAAUGGAUUUACCGUUGCGGGCGGGUACGGAGAAGGCAAUCAGACCAAUCAACUCUAUUGGCCUUAUGGAAUCUACGUUGACGAAGAAGAUCAGACGGUUUAUAUAGCUGACUAUGGUAAUGACCGUAUUGUUAAAUGGAAGUAUGGUGCACAUCAUGGUCAAAUCGUGGCUGGUGGCAAUGGAAAAGGAAAUCGAAAGGAUCAACUGAAUCUUCCAACAGAUGUUGUUCUCGAUAAGAAGAAUGAUUCAUUUAUAAUUUGUGAUUAUGGAAACCGUCGAGUCGUUCGUUGGCCACGUCGGUCGAGUAAAAGUCAACAAACGAUCAUCUACAACGUUGCCUGUUCUCAUCUGACAAUUGAUAAUACCGGCGAUAUUUAUGUUUCUGAUUGUGAGAAGAAUGAAGUAAGACGUUGGACAAAAGGUGAUAAUACUGGAACGGUUGUUGCGGGUGGCAAUGGACGAGGUGAUGGUCCGAAUCAACUGAAUUCGCCUGGUUACAUUUUUGUUGACGAAGAUAAUUCAGUGUUUGUUUCUGAUUCCAAUAAUAAUCGAGUGAUGAAAUGGAUAAAAGGCGCGAAAGAAGGUGUGGUAGUCGCUGGUGGACAAGGAGAAGGAAAUGCUUUGACACAACUAUCUAAUCCUCAAGGAGUUCUCGUCGAUCAGUCAGGUACGAUCUAUGUCGCAGAUUCUUGGAAUCAUCGCAUUAUGCGUUGGCCGGCGGGUGCAACUAAAGGCACUGUUGUAGUCGGUGGUAAUGGACAAGGACAGCAAGGUCAUCAAUUCAGUUGUCCUUUGGGUUUGGCCUUCGAUGGACAAAACAAUCUGUUUGUCGGCGAUUGGGGAAAUAAUCGAGUGCAAAAAUUCGAUGUACAUGUUGAAUAG
Adineta ricciae is the source of this 1488-nucleotide messenger RNA. The record is from the annotation of a GenBank genome assembly. Lineage: Eukaryota; Metazoa; Rotifera; Eurotatoria; Adinetida; Adinetidae.